Pseudopipra pipra is the source of this 2320-nucleotide messenger RNA. It is a transcript of the gene KCTD14, whose product is annotated as potassium channel tetramerization domain containing 14. Lineage: Eukaryota; Metazoa; Chordata; Aves; Passeriformes; Pipridae. The transcript has 2 exons. Gene Ontology annotation, biological process: protein homooligomerization. Bases 467 to 1198 code for a protein of 243 amino acids. The record is from RefSeq and is a predicted model, not a curated record. Gene Ontology annotation, molecular function: protein binding.
UCAAAGCUGCAAAAAUGUUUACUGGGAAAUGCCAGGUUUGAGACAACCAGUUGCCAAGGCAGAGGCAGACACACAGGCACACAUUGCGGGGCUCCUUGUUUGGAAUGGAUUGUUUGACACUUAGUCACCACACCGAUAGCAUUGCAGGAGGUGUGCGCUUGGCAGCCAGCCCAAGUCCACCCUGCACCUUGCUGGCUGCCAGAAAACUAAUGAGCAAAUACUUCCGCUUUCAAGCUGUUCCCUCCCCUCUCCCUACACCUGCAACUAGUACCAGGGUUGUGGCCAGAGCUAACUGAAGCCUGCAGGGCAGCAGCUGGGUUGGGAGCGUGGAAAAGCUGACCCAACAGAGAAAGACCAAGUGAAAGAGGCUUGGAGCACAGCUGGGAGACAUCCUGCGUGUAGGGCAGGACCCUAGCACUGAGCAGCAGGUUUUCCCAAACAGCUGAGCCUUCAGCUCCUGGGGAAGAUGAGUAUUUCAUCAGAGCACAAGCCCCUUGGGAAGCAGGUCACCGGCAGCUUGCAUACGUUGUCACCAAUCGUGGAGUUAAAUGUUGGUGGGGAGAUGUACACAACAACACUGAGCACCUUGAAGAAACACCCUGGAUCCAAGCUGGCAGAGAUGUUCACCGGCCAGCCCAAACUCAGGACUGACUCUGAAGGGAGGUUCUUCAUUGACAGACCAGGCACCUACUUCAAAUACAUCCUGGAGUACCUGCGCAGUAACCAAGUGCCCACCCAAUGCAUCCAGGAUGUCUACAAGGAGGCAUUGUUCUAUGACAUAGAGCCUCUAAUCAAGCAGCUAGAGGACUCCCCACAGAUCUUUGGGGAGCUUGUGGCAAGGAAGCAGUUUCUGGCUCGUGUGCCCAACUACAGUGAGAACAUUGAGCUGAUGAUCCGCAUCGCGAGGGCGGAAGCGGUUGCAUCCCGCCGGUCCAGCGUCAUCGUAUGUGUGGUCAGAACCGAGGAGGAUGCGGCCAGGUGUCAGGAUGCCCUGAACAGUUUGGACAUGGAUAAAAAAUCUGUGGUGAAAUUUGGCCCCUGGAAGGCUGUGCCAAGUAUUUCUGAUCUGCUGGACUGCAUUCAAAUGGAUGUUGAAGCCAAAGGGUAUAAAGUAUCCUUUCAGCCCCACAUUGCUGAAAAAGGUUUUCGCUUCAAAUCACAUGACUUCUUCUACAAGUUCCUGUUCACCUGGUGGUAGCGAAAUGCCAUCAUUGGUGGGGAAUGGAAGGAAGCAAUUAUUAAAACAAAUUGGCCUGGGCCAUAGAGACUAAGCCAUAGACUACCAGAGAGACAGGAAGAAAUGCAUGGGUCAGUGAAAGGAUCUCCUUUGGCUGUUUGCCAAAUUAAAUUAAGCACUUAAGAGUUACUAUAUUCUUGGGCUUUAAGGGAUAGCUUUCUAGGGGAUUUAAAAAGUACCAGGAAAAGGAAGAAUUUUACUCUUUCAGUGUUGCUGACUAUUCGUUAAAUUCAGAGAGAUGGAUCUGUGGAUCGAACCAACCUCACUCAACCUGAGAAAAAUGAAUAAUCCCAAAUGUGUCUCAUGGAUAUGUAGAGUUGGUGUCUUGGUGCAAAUGAGAACAGGUCACACAUGUGAUACUCCUGAUGGAAAUAGUGACAUCAACACAUGCUCAAAUUAAAUUUGGCUUCUUAAUGAGAAGGCAAAAGCUCUUCUUCUCCCUGCUUUCCACACCAGAACUUGGGUUAAAAAGAAGGAUUCAGUGUCUAUGAUCUCUUCUUAUUCCUUCAGUAGACAGCUUGCUCUCUAGCUGAUGUAUUUAUUACCAUUAUUUAUUAUUUAUUCUGAAGGAAAGAUAGAGAACCUCAGUUCCAGGAUCAACAAAAGGCAAAAAUACCAUCACUUAUGUGAGGAGUUUAUAAUCCAAGGACAUGCACUCAUCUCUCAGGCCACCCAAUUUUAAUUUUUUCCUAUGACAUUCAUUAUUAUUAUUAUUAUUAUUAUUAUUAUUAUUAUUAUUAUUAUUAUACUAUUUCUAAAUAUAUAUGCUUCUGGAAGAAUUGGGAAAAUCCACCCUGAUUCGAUGGGAAGGAAGUGUUACUGAAGCAGUAGCCUGAAAAUUCUCUUUUUUUACAGAACACAAGUUGGGUCCUAAAUUGUGUUUUAAAAAUCUUAGAAUUUGAAAGUUUAUUUUUAUACUGGAUAUGUCUUGGUUUUAAUCACUCUGAAAAUCAUAAUGGCUAAUUUGAUAAUGAUUGUAUUUCCUUUACUUCUUAGAAGAUGGAUUUCUUCCAGUUAAGGACAAUAAUCAUAGAAUCAUAGGAUGGUCCCUGAGAUGUUAAAUAAAUAACUUUUAAAAGCUUU